AUGCUCUCAAGUUACAUUAAACGUAAACAUGAAUAUGGUCUGGAGAUGGUUGAAAGGACUGAUGGACGUGACUAUUUAGAUAUUUUAGAACAAUAUCGUUUGCAAUUUAAAUGGAUUAAAAGAUUGAUGAAUUUAGAAGGCCACUCUAAAAGAGUUGUUUUUAGUCCACCACCAUUUGAUCAUUUACGGGUUGAAGUUCAAGGGCCAUUCAAUAUUCAUCCGGACCCGUUGAGUAUAUCUGAACAUACAUAUGAAGCCAGUGAUAUAUUGAUGUUAGAAACGGAGCCUCUUAUCGUUUUGGUUGUAGCUUUCAAUAAUGGUCGAAUAGACAUUUGUCUUGAGGUCGAAAAGGUUGAAGCUAAGUGGCAAAUUCCAGAUAUCGUACCUGGAGAAUUCACGGCUCAUAAUAUAAUACUUUAUGAAUGUAUCGAUCUUGGCUACAUCAAACAUUAUGUUAUACCAACUUCGGGUUGUAUACCACAACUAACAACGUCAAUAAAUCAUCCAUGUCUCGUACCCGAUCCUUAUUAUCGAGACACAUUUUAUGUAUAUCAUCUGGCGGGUGCACAUGGAAUUAAUGUUAAAGAAUGGCUGGAAGAACUGCGAAAAGUUGUAAACGAUCCAAAGAAUAAGGGUUCUUCUGCAGAACUUAUCUAUGAAUCAUUUUUUUCAAAAAACCUUAAAUCUCAGAUUAAUUGGAUUGUUUGUACUCUUCCAAGUGAUCCGGAUCCUUUAAUUGGACUCACAAUAAUGGAAGACAUACAAUUGUGUCAUGCUGCAUUUAUGCUUUCAUCUACAUACGGUUUCGUUUACCAUGAAUUAUCGGCUCGUAAAUCCUCCAAUAAUAUUCUUUUUAACGAGGAAUUAAGUCCUAUGAUGACUUCUGACUUACCAAAGGUUAAUCCAAUGCCAGAUAUUUUGACUAAAUUUUUAAAUAAUCAAGGUCUCUCACGUCAACCAAUAAUGGUAUCAUCACAUAGUCAACAAAAUAAUCAAGGAAAAUCGUCUUAUGAAAUUGACAUAGAAUUUCUUCAUACUGUAAUGGGAAAUAUUCAAAAAGAUGUUUAUGAACUUAAGGAAGCUGCGAUGGCUCUUCAAAAGAGGUUUAUUUUUCAAACUAAAGAAUUUCACCGCCAAGUUGCUGAAAUAGCCAAUUUACGUAGAAUUAUCGAAAGUUAUUCUGAAGAUAAAGUACCACAAUUGAAUGAGCGGUUGAAUACUUUGAGAAAUAAACAAAAGUAUCUUGAUAGUAAAGCUGAUAGAUUUAUUCAAAGGAUAAUGAAUAAAGGAGAUCUGACUUUAAGUGAAUUUGAGAAACAAUACUAUGAUUCUUUGGAAAAAAUAGCAAAAGAAAUUAAGGGCGAAAAUGGUCUAAAGAACAAAAUAAUGAUGCUUCAAAAUCGUCACAAGCUUUUGCAAAGUGAUUAUAAACUCUUACAACCCGAACCAGAAAAAGAUCAAAUGGGACAACCUAUAGUUCUCAGUGGAAAUCAAUUAAGCAAAGUUGAAAAUGCAUUGGAUAAAGAGAUGGAACUUAUUAAUAAAAAUAAACAAUUGAUUGAAGAAGUUCAAGAAAAGUUGAAACUUAUUAAAAUAAAAAAAUGA
This is a messenger RNA of Funneliformis caledonium, 1605 nucleotides long. NCBI's taxonomy places the organism in Eukaryota, Fungi, Glomeromycota, Glomeromycetes, Glomerales, Glomeraceae. The record is from the annotation of a GenBank genome assembly.